Spizellomyces punctatus DAOM BR117 is the source of this 3785-nucleotide messenger RNA. RefSeq lists its product as hypothetical. Bases 150 to 3167 code for a protein of 1005 amino acids. The record is from RefSeq and is a predicted model, not a curated record. NCBI's taxonomy places the organism in Eukaryota, Fungi, Chytridiomycota, Chytridiomycetes, Spizellomycetales, Spizellomycetaceae. The transcript is spliced from 2 exons.
UAUGAUUAUAGUUUAUCCAUUUCUUUUUACAUUUUGUAUUUCUUUCUUGCUUGUUUCUCUCAUCGCUUUCUCUCUCUCUCUCUCUCUCAUCGCUCUCUUUCUCUUGCUUGCCUUUCGCUCUCCCUCUUUCGUAUAAGACGAUCCCCCAAAUGUAUUCGCAUCAUAAUCCUGCGUAUGGCCAACAGCAACCACAGCAACAGCAGCCUCCACCGCCGCCUCCUCCUCCCAUGCCAUUACCUUCUAAUCCAUCGGGUUCAUCUCAACAACAACAACAACAACAACAUUAUCAACAACAAGGGAAACAGCCUUCUCAUCAUCACUCAUACGCAACGUCCCCUGCCCCUCUUCUUCAAGAUCCCUUUCAUCAUCAUCACCUCCAUCAUCUGGUUCAUCCUCCUCCUCCUCAAUCCUUGUCGCCUUCCACUCCCAAUCCUAAAAAUAAUAAUAAUAACAACAGUCUUCCCCCUUCCGUAUCCAUACCUCCGCCCGUCCAUCAUCUCUCUUCCUCAGAGACGUAUCAGGAAAAGUACAUUCGCGCCCUCGAAGAGAGGCUCGUCGCUGCUCGGGAAAUAUCGGAACGGGACUUUAUCAUUCGGGAACGGGAUGCCAUCAUUCGUGAGCGAGACAGUGAACUGCGCAGGAUCGAGAGGGACGUGGUUGCCCCGCUCCAGGAUGAAAACAAGAGGCUGAUCGACUUGAAUCGUCGUCUGGAAGAGAGAAUCGCUCAAUUGGAAAAGGUUGCGGCCGAUCAACAUGCAUUGGAUAUGCAUCGCCCCUUGAUUCCCACGUCCCAACCCGCUCCACCCGCCGCCGCCUCUGCCGUCGGCAUGGCCAUGGAUCCUCCCCACUCUGGAUGGUAUCCGUCAAAAAACAUGUCACACGGGCCUACCAUGAAUUCUCCCUUGGACGGACGAGGAAAAGGAGGCUACGUACCCGCCAUGCCGCAUCAACUCCCGCCCGUCGAUCUAGUCGCAAUGCCCAACAAGCCCUUGUCGGUCGCCUCAGAAGGACCCGACAACCGUCCCUCGCGCACACCAGAUCCAGAACCAGAAGACAUGGAUCCAUUGAAUGCAUCGCCCGGUGUCGCCUGGACGUCGGUCCUGCGCAAGCUCUUUCCCGGUUCCCUCUCUCAGCUCAGACCUGCUCAGCGCACUCAGAUAGAGUCGGCUGUCAAAGACUAUCUCGUCAACAAACUAGGUCCAGAGCGCGCUGCAGAAAGCAAAGUUCGUGGACUGGGCAGAUCAACAAGUCUCGUCGAUGCCAUCCCCAGUGAACUCCACGCGGAUUUUGCAGACUGGUUCGGUCAACAAAUCGAAUCCGGCCUCCUCUCUUCUUCGUCGUCGACGUCGUCGGGUGGAAAACGCAAGCGGAGCUCGCUGGGAGCUUCAGCGCCCUGGACGACAGCAAGCGCAACAAGUCCCGUCUCGUCUACUGACGCGGAUUCCAAGCGAGCAAAAACCAUGCUCACUCCCACAUCCUCGGGCCCAGUCAUUCUCGGUCCUCGCUAUCCGAGGGACUUGAUGGCCUGGACGGAUCUUGUCCGAACCCGCUAUCCCAGCUUCAACGCCAAUGUCCCGCAAAUGAGUAUUUUUACAAAGUCCUUUCUAAAGUCGCGUGGCAUUCCAGAUCAAAGAUACCCGGCGCUCAACACAAACAAGAUGGCCUGGGCCAUUCCUCAGCGGUACUGGGACGAGUACCUGGAAAAGUUUGAAGAAAAUUUUCCCUACAUGGCGUACAUGAGAAAGGAAAAGCAACAGCAGCAGCAACAGCAGCAGCAGCAAGCCGCCGAGGCCGGUCAACGGGAUGAGUCUGAGGUCCAUGUCCCGAGCAAAAGGAUGCUGAAACCACCACCACGCGACAGUGACCGACCGCUUGACAAGCGUGCCGACAGGCGCAACGAGAUGCCACCACCAGCACCACAUCCAGAUCCAGCACUACCAGCAGGAGACAAUGGCGGCGAUGGAUUCAGUGGUGGGCCCGCUGAACGAGUCAUGCAACGUCAUACCCACUCGGCAAGCGCCUCUCCUCUAGGUUCCCCUCUUUUGUCACGCGGCAACUCUGGCAGUGCAUCCGGUCCAACGGCCCCCCAAGCCCCGAGCAAUUCUCCCGUCAACGUCCUUGCAUACACGUCUCCCACAGGACCUCAAACGACUCCAUUAACGGUUUGGACUGAACUCAUUCGAAAGCGCUACCCGGCCUACUUGGAAGCCGCCUCCAAGCCCUUGUGGAAUCGCAUCCGGACAGGAGUUCGCGUGUUUUUGGAGACGGUCAUGCCCGCCUAUGGCGUAACCGUGGAUGGAUGUCUAGCAAGCGUAGGCAAAGGCCGCAAAACCUAUGGCGUGCCCGAUAUUGUCGAAGAAGCCUUUUGGAAAUGGUUUGAAGAAAAGAUGAAGACGGAUUUUGAUAGCUUUCCUAGCUCGAGCAGCAGGAUCUCGAGCCCUCAACCCCAUCUAGAGGCAAAACAUCACCACGAAGUCAUCUCCGUCAAUGAGGACGACAACAAUGACAAUGACAAUAUUGAAAAGAGCCCUCACCCUUCUGGUGUACGCAAAAUUACGCUCAAAAACAAUGCUCCACCGCCGCCACUGCCGCCAAGUCGAGGACCUCGUAACGGGGAUAUUACCUUGUUACCCAACGUUCCGUCCCAUGCCUCCUCGUCGGCAUCGUCGUCGUCCCUUGCCAUCCCAGCUUCACCCAAAUCCCCUCGUUCUCUCCACCCUCCUCACCCACAUGCUCCGGUCCACCACCACCAGAACAACCACAACAACCACAACAACCACAACAACAAUACUCACCGAAACCAUCCAAGCCAUCACCCCCAUUACCAACACUCCCACCACCACCACCACCCUCAUCGACCCACCACCCACAUUCGUCAUGCGAGCUGGGAAGCCGAAGAAGAAGAAGAAGAAGAAGAAGAAGUCGCAUCCCCCAAAGCCACCACCAAGAACCCAUUCACCCAAGACACAGCCGACAAUGAUCAAGACGACGACGGCGACGGCGACGACGGCGAUGACGAUGGCGACGACGACGACGACGACGAAGCAACCCCAAGCGACUCUGACGAGAACGACGCAGACGACGAAGCCGCCCGUCGUACGACUCUUCCGGCCAACCCAACCUCUACCACCGACUACGAUCCAAAACCGAUUCGUUACAACCAGUAAGUCCCCCCCGUCCUCCCCCAUUCUUCCUCCUCUCCCAUUAUCUCAUCCAACAUCCUUGUACGAAAAAAGCAUGCUAAAAUCCAUCAUGCCAACCUACACAACCCUCCCAAAACCCACCCGCAUCGAACUAAAACACCACGUCCGAAACUUUUUAAUCAACAAUGUGGCCGAACACCGGUUAAAUGAAUGCAUGUUGUUUACCACCCAAGGCGAUUCCUAUACAUUUGCCAUUCCACGAUGGUUGGCGGAUCGGUUCCGGUCUUGGGCAGCUAAACUCUUGGCAUUGAAAUUUGGAUCCAGUGUUGUCGAACAUCAUGUUUUGGAUGAUCGAGAUACCGUAGAGUCUGGGUUGGUGGAGUCUACUAGAGAUGUGGAUUUGUCUGAACGAACGAGUCCUGUUUCGUCUCCCUCGCGUUCGAGGACGUCUACCCCUGAUAAAAACUUGUUGCUCCUCCAAGUUCAACCGAUCAGUGAAAGUGAAGAUCCGCUUGAUAAAGAUGUGGAUGAGUAAAUGGAUUGUACAUAUAUACAUGUAUAUUGUAUUGUCGUGCUGUUGCGGUGUGAUGGUGUGUUUGUAUAUCUUUUUUGUGAUUUAUGAAAUAUAUAUAAUUCUUUUUA